GAUCAUAAUGAUGUCACUCCCUGUGUCUCCAGUCUCACAUCCAGAGCACCUCAGACAGAAUCCAGUUCAACGACUUGCAGUCGCUGCUGUGUGCCACUCUACAGAAUGUCCUCCGUAAGGUGCAGCAUCAGGACGCCCUGCAGAUCUCGGACGUGGUCAUGGCGUCUCUGCUGCGGAUGUUUCAGAGCACAGCUGGGUCUGGAGGCGUUCAGGAGGACGCUCUCAUGGCCGUUUCCACGCUGGUCGAAGUUCUGGGCAGCGACUUUCAGAAGUACAUGGAGCCCUUCAAGCCUUUCCUGGGAAUCGGACUGAAGAACUACGCCGAGUAUCAGGUGUGUCUGGCAGCUGUCGGUCUGGUGUGCGACCUGUGCAGAGCUCUGAUGUCAAACAUCCUGCCUUACUGUGACGAGAUCAUGCAGCUGCUGCUGGAGAACCUCGGGAAUGAGAAUGUCCAUCGGUCGGUGAAGCCCCAGAUCCUCUCUGCGUUCGGUGACAUCGCCCUGGCCAUCGGAGGAGAGUUUAAGAAAUACUUGGACAUCGUCCUGGACACCCUGCAGCAGGCAUCACAGGCACAGGUUGACAAGACGGACUACGACAUGGUGGACUAUCUUAACGAGUUGAGGGAGGGCUGUCUGGAGGCGUACACUGGGAUCAUCCAGGGCCUGAAGGGGGACCAAGAGAACGUGCACCCUGAUGUGAUGUUGGUUCAGCCUCGGGUAGAGUUCAUCCUCUCCUUCAUCACCACAUAGCCGAGGAUGAGGAUCACUCUGAUGGAGUCGUGGCAAACGCUGCAGGACUCAUCGGCGAUCUGUGCACGGCGUUUGGUAAAGAUGUAAUGAAGCUGGUGGAGGUUCGUCCGCUCAUCAACGACCUGCUGACAGAGGGUCGACGCUCCAAAACCACCAAGACCAAGACGCUGGCCACAUGGGCCACCAAGGAGCUCCGCAAGCUCAAGAGCCAGGCCUGAUUGUUGCCGGUCGGGAAAGAGAGAUUUUUGAGAGAUCGACAUCAGUGAACAAUGAGGACAAACUGCCCCACUGGAAAAAACUCUUCUGUCUUUGUGUCGAGCGUCCGGUCGAAGCAGAAGUGAGACGAAGUGUGAGCUGAGUGAGUGUCUGUGUGUGAGAGAGAGAGAGAGAGACGUGUGAGCGAGCGAGCGAGAGACGAUGACAUCACACCACCUUCAGUUCCGGCAGGCGACAACUCCCCCCUACUCCCAAAACAACUCCCCUCCUUUUUCCUGGACGGCCUGUGGACUGGACUUUGACUCCCCCCUCUUCUAAUUCCCCAAAAUCAAAACAAACAAAAACUCACCCUCCAGCCCUCCCCCCUCCUCCUCCUCCCUCAAACCACCUCUCUCGCUGUAGCCGGGCUCUCCAACGACAUCACGAUGACGUCACUGACCCGCCGCCGCCCCCGGAGCCAGGGGGAGGGGGGGAGGAGGGGAAAUAGAUAAAAACACGACGAGAAAAUAAAAGACUUUUGUGGAAUCAAAGCUACAAAGCGAGCGGACUCAGUGGACUUCUGUGGAAACUUUAGAUUUUGGUUGCUCUUAUUUUUUCUUCUUUUUCUUCCUGCGAGCACUCUAAACGGCGACGGAGAUCUGACGGACACCUCCACCUGCUCAGUCUCCGGUCUUCGAUGCUCUUAUCCAAACAACAACAGCACUAAAUUCCUUCAACACAAAAGUCAAAACCGACGAGGAAUCCUCCGAGGAGCGAGUGCCAAAUGGAAUAGUUUAGCGGAAAUAAAGCGCGCGGUGUGAGCUGCUGGUGAAGCGUUUCAGUUUUUAUUUCCCUGCUGCACUUGGUUUGGGAACAGGUCACUCACCAUUUUUGCUUGUUUAAAAAAAAAAAUUCAGAGAAUUGAAGACAUUUGUAUAAGGUUAUAUUUUUCCAUUGCUAUGAUGAAAAUAAAGUAAAAAACAAUAAAAUGAUAUGAAACAUUCCCCAAGCA
Molecule: messenger RNA, 1956 nt
Organism: Labrus bergylta (ballan wrasse)
Lineage: Eukaryota; Metazoa; Chordata; Actinopteri; Labriformes; Labridae
Source: RefSeq, a predicted model, not a curated record